GGUGUUCACAUACAUAGCACUGCACAUACUCUACACAUACGUUAAGUUAAAGUAUAAACUUUUGUUCAAAACUUUUUCAAAAAAAAAUUCAAUUCAAUUGAAAACAACUUUUUAUUGAAGUUUAAACAGUAAUACUUGUUGUUACACAAAGUUUUAAUUCACAACAUUUUAACAUCGGUGCUUCACAAGGAAAGCAUAUAUUUUGUUUGAAAAACAUUCAUUAAAAUUGUUGGUUGAAGUUUAAUCAGUGAAUCGGAUCCUUUAUAUUAUAUCAUUAUAAAGCAUCAAAACGAUAAAUAAUCACCAAAAAAAUCAAUUAACAAUGGCAUCGGAAACCAAAAGUAGUAGUAAAAGUGGAUCUAAAUGCAAUCUGAAUGAGUCAUCUGUUCCUCUAUUAGAAGAUACAGAGACAACAACAACACCGGAGAAGAUUGAAUUGGAGACCAAAAACGUCGACAAUAACGACGAGAAGAAAGAGGUCAACGAAACUAAAGACAAAAAAGAAAAGAAAAAGAAGGAGAAGAAGGAGAAAGUGGUUAAAGAGACAACUAAGCGAUCGAUUGACUUAUGCACACAAAACUUCACAAUUGGACUCAAUGUCUUGGAUAGAGACGAAAAACACGUCAAUCAACAUAUUAAUAUCACUUUUGAGGAUGUAUUGGGCGAACCGGAUCCAACUCACGGUUUUGAGUUUGUUUGGCGUCUAUCGUAUCUAUUGUUCAAUGCAACCCGAUUCUGGUUCUACCGUCUCAUUGCUGCCUUCAUAGCCAUACCAUUGGCAUUGUUGUGGGCACUGGUAUUUGCUUUCAUCAAUUUGUUCACCAUUUGGUUUCUGACUCCAGCCCUACGAGUGCUCGACAUUAUCCUUCAUUAUGUUCACAGAAUUUGGAGUGGACUUAUCCGUACACUAUUGGAUCCGCUAUUCAGUUCGGGUGCUCUACUAUUCAACAAUAUUCGCACCCGUCGUGAAACUGUAGCCGUGGACACAGUGACCACCGCUUGAUUGGCCGAACCUCGCGUUCUCUCCACGACAUCUCUCAGUAAUCUCAACCAAACA
Messenger RNA from Oppia nitens, 1057 nucleotides. RefSeq names its product caveolin-1-like. Gene Ontology annotation, cellular component: caveola. The transcript has 6 exons. Gene Ontology annotation, molecular function: molecular adaptor activity. Gene Ontology annotation, biological process: caveola assembly. NCBI's taxonomy places the organism in Eukaryota, Metazoa, Arthropoda, Arachnida, Sarcoptiformes, Oppiidae. The record is from RefSeq and is a predicted model, not a curated record. Bases 323 to 1003 code for a protein of 226 amino acids.